AUGGAGGGGCUGUUCGUGCUGGAGCUGCUGGUGGAGGUGGUGCGGGUGGCGGAGCCGGGAGCCGCGGAGCACCCGGCAGCCGCGGAGCACCCGGCAGCCGCGGAGCACCCGGCAGCCGCGGAGCACCCGGCCGUGGCGCUGCGUUUCUUGGAAUUCCCCACCCUCGUGCUGCGCCCCGCCGCCGACGCGCCGCCCCUGCGGCCGGGGCUGCCCUUCCCCUUCGGCCGCGGCAAGCGCUGCGUGUUCCGCUGGUGCUCGGACUCGCUUUGCGCCGCGCUCCGCCGCCGCCCGCUCCGCGCCCUGCUGCUGGCGAUGCCCGCCGGGCUCGCCCCGGGAUCCCCCCGCCUCCUCGGCAGCUGUGCCGUGUCCCUGAGGCCCGCUGCCACCGAGCUGCUGCAGCGGCCCGGGGCGCCCUCCUCCUACGGCCACCGCGGCCGCUUCGUGCUGCGGGACGCCACGGGCCGCCCUGYCGGGGAGCUGGUCCUGGGCUACCGCCUCAUCAGCCUGGAGGCCGGAGAGGCGAGUACCGCCAUCCCCCGCGCUGCCACGCCGCCUGCCACCACCCCUGAACCUCGAGGCGAGGAGGAAGAGGAGAAGGAGGAAGAGGAGAAGGAGGAAGGGAAGGAAAAGAAAGAAAAGAAAGAAGAAGAGAAGGAGGAGGAAGAGGAAGAGGAGCUGGAAGGCAACGUGUUUUGCCCUCCGCUGCUCUAUUACAGCCGUGAGCCAGCUGGGCCUCAGCGGCCGGCAGCAGCAAUGGAACAGUGGGAGCUUGUGGAGCCCCAGAGACYGCAGAAGGACAAGGGCCAGAGCUCACCACGUCCCAGUGCUGGGCCCUCGCUGCUGCAUCCCGCCAGCCCUGGACAGCCCCACAACACCCUGGUGCAGCUGCCGCUACUCAGUGCCUUGCUGGCGGAGCUGUCGGUGCUCACCCGCAGCGCUGUGCCUACUGCUGCUGUCCACCCUCAUCUUGCCUGGCUCUACCAGGCCCCAGGGAGUGGAGACAUGGCCUCAAUGCCCCCCAGUCACUCCACUGCCUUCAAGCCUCCAGAGGCACCUGUGGGGCCUGGCAGGAGCAGUGGAACCAYGAGCCCUCAAUUCAAACAAGGCUGUCAAAGGGCCACUUCAGUAAAGUCUUCUGGAGCUGGGAGAAGACCCAAGAAAGCUGUGCCCCAGGAGCAGUCAGCCUCUGAAAGCAGCUGCAAAGCUAAGGAGAACAGACCUCCCAGAAAGAAACUGUUGUAUGGGCUGACAAAUACACUGAGGCUACGGCUGCAGCAGACCAAUCCUGAUAAGCUGGUAAUUCAUGAAAGGAGGGAGCAGUACAGAAAAAAGCAAAUGGAGAUGGUGAAGGAGAAAAGCUCCUUACCCAAGAGAAAGCUGCUCAAAAAUGCUAGAGAACARCAUGUGGUUUCUUGCAGGCAUUGUAGCACGGGAGGCAGCUCAAAGCAGAAUAAUCAGUUGGAUACUACUGUUCCGAGUUUAUUAGAAAACAGUGCUCUCUUAGAGUCCGUUUCAGUGACAGGAGGUGUGUCGCCUGGCCUGCAGAAACAGGCUCUUGCAAGUCCCUCCAGGAAUUAUGCAAUUGCAAGCAAGGAAGUCCCAUACAAAGUAACUACAGCCCCCUUACUGGAGGAAACUGUGUUAAAAUSUGCUCCUGACGAAAAGUAUGCAAAAGCUCAGCUCCCCGCAGUGUUCCCAUCAGAUGCUAAUGCAAAAGGAAGUAAUGACAAUGAAAUACACAUAGUCCAUCAUAAAACCAUGGAGCAUGAUGUAUCUGUUGUAAGUGGUCAUAACCUAAGCCCUAGCAGAAGUGUUGAAAACAACUCUGAAUUCAUAUACUCUGAUGACUUCGUUGCUAGUCCAGAGAACACAGUUUAUUCAGAAGAUUUCACGAGUGCUGAGUGUACAGGCAGGGACUCAAAAGUUCUUGACAGCAGCCCUGAACCUCUGUGGCUUGAAAGCCCAAAGCGAGAUAGGUCAGAUACAGAGCCAGAAUCCAGCAGGUCCAGAAUUUCAAAGACUAAUCAAAGAGCUCCAAGUACUUCAGAUCUUGUGCCAGUUCCUUCAGCUUCAUCUCCAGUCCAGUCUUUGAGGCGAAACUGUGACUUUAAAACCAGCAAGAGAACUAGUGCUGAAUCUGCUGACUCAUUUAAUCUUGCUGAAAUGGAGGCAUCAUUAUUAGAUGAAGAGCAGAAAGCCCAACAGAUGAGUAAGGAAGGGAACAGGAGUGAUGAACAUAUUAAAGAAGUAUCUACACUGAGAAGCAAACAAGUUAAAUCUGCUGAUCUGAGUAUAGGAGAGGGGCAGACCUCUGCAGGAAAAAAGCAGUCAGUGACUGAAGUUAGCUCUUACUUGCCAUCUAACAUGUCUGAUCUUGAACUUAGUGUCCURGAAAACAGUUUGUCAGACAAAGAAGAUGACUUGCUGGAAGAACUACAUGGUCCCAAUCAGUACAAAGACAUCAGUGAACUUGUAAUAAACAAGCUCCCAGGAUACACUAUGUAAUUACAAGUUUUCACUGUCUGGAUUAAGAUACAAUAUUUAGACUUUGUAAGUCUUGUUACAUUUAGCUGCACUACUAGCUAACUAUGAAAGUUAAUUUAAGAUUUUAUCAUGCACAUUUAUUACAUCAGUAAAUUUAGUUAUGAGGUUUCUAAAAUAAACUACUAUUUGAAUCUCUAAUGAAUGGUAUCUACAGCAUGACUUCAGUGGCAGUGUCUYAACACCGAAGUAAUCCAAACAGCACAUGAGACAUAACUUACUGACAAUGCAGACAUGAAGACAGAAGCAGCAAGAGCAGUCAGUACCCACAAAACUUGUCCAGGGUAGUAGUAAUAAUAUGCUACCAAAACAGCCAAGUACAGAAUACAUUCCUAACCGAACAUAAGGUUUUAUUUCUCCUGAAAAUGUUUCCAUGCUUCCUUUUCAUUACAAA
Molecule: messenger RNA, 2935 nt
Organism: Malurus melanocephalus (red-backed fairy wren)
Lineage: Eukaryota; Metazoa; Chordata; Aves; Passeriformes; Maluridae
Gene: MAP10
Product: microtubule associated protein 10
Exons: 1
Coding region: 1-2505 (834 amino acids)
Biological process (GO): positive regulation of cytokinesis; mitotic spindle midzone assembly; cytoplasmic microtubule organization
Cellular component (GO): midbody; cytoplasmic microtubule; centrosome
Molecular function (GO): microtubule binding
Source: RefSeq, a predicted model, not a curated record